This is a messenger RNA of Penicillium malachiteum, 282 nucleotides long. RefSeq lists its product as uncharacterized. The transcript has a single exon. Lineage: Eukaryota; Fungi; Ascomycota; Eurotiomycetes; Eurotiales; Aspergillaceae. The record is from RefSeq and is a predicted model, not a curated record. Bases 1 to 282 code for a protein of 93 amino acids.
AUGAAGCUCUCCCUGAUCUCCCUCGCAGUUCUGGCCACCGCUGCCGUCGGCACACGAGUCACCCAAAGCGAAGCUGACGACUGGUACGACUGCACCAAGAAGGCCCUGAAGAUGGUCGACAACGGCAAGGACGACAGCGAAACCACCUGCACCCUCUUCGAAUGUCUCUGGAACAACGCGGAAGAGUACCACCGAGGUGGUAUGUUCGGUGGCCUGGCCGGAGUUCUGAACGGUUUCUGUGCUUUCCGCGGUGUUCCCUUGAUUGGCUCUUUGUUGGAAUAG